CGAUGCCGCUGCUUUCAGCCAAACCACCCCUCGCCCUCCCAGCUCCCACUCAGAAUACAUUCCAAAGCUCCUCCUCAGAGGGAGGAAUGACCAAAAAAAAAGAACCUGGCGAACCAACAGCGACACUUUCCUUUGCAUUUAUGCAGAUCUAUUACUUCCGUGUCAGAAGCUUUGGAUGAAAUCUGCUGUCACCAGAGGAUUCAGACUUGCUAGAUGCUGACUGGGUUCCAUUUGGGUUCCUUUUCAUUGCUGGUGUAGGUGUGUGAGGGUGUGAAAGUGUGAGUGUUGCAGAGAGUUGAGUGAGAGAAAUCGAGCCGUUUCUCUCUUUCUCAGAGAGUGUGCGCACAGGAUGGCUGAUGGCAAGAGACACUGGAACAAGGAGGAUGAUCUCCCGGUGUACCUGGCUAGACCGGGUACCACGGCGCAAACACCCCGGCAGAAAUACGGAGGCAUGUUCUGCACUGUGGAAGGUGCAUAUGAGAGUAAGACAAUAGAUUUCGAUGCCUAUAGCGUUGGGCGACGUAGCUCCAAGGCAUCCAGGAGCUCCAGCCGGCAUGACAUCUUGUCCCCGGAAUCGGACGGAAUGAGCGAAACAGCCAGCGACAUCAGUGAGAUCUCCGGCUCAAUCAUCAGUUCUCCCAGCGAGAGGGAAGAGAGGGCCCCGCUGGAGAUCAAAGCUGCGGCGGCCAAGGAGCUGCUCCAGGGCUGGGAACCAGGCAAGAGUGAUCGGAUUCUUAUCAAGGGUGGGAGGAUCAUCAAUGAAGACCGGUCCUUCUAUGCUGAUAUUUAUCUAGAAGAUGGAAUCAUAAGACAAAUAGGGGACAAUCUAAAUGUUCCUUCUGAUGUGAAGACUAUUGAGGCGAACGGCAGGAUGGUUAUCCCAGGAGGAAUCGAUGCAAACACCUAUUUGCUGAAACCCCAUAUGAGCACCACUAGUGUAGAUGACUUUUUUCAAGGAACAAAGGCAGCCCUAGCAGGAGGAACGACCAUGAUAAUUGACCAUGUUGUACCAGAUAAGAAUGCUACUUUGCUGACAGCCUUUGAAAAAUGGCAUGAGACAGCAGAUAACCGUUCCUGUUGUGACUACUCUCUACAUGUGGAUAUUCCUCAUUGGAAUGAAGGAAUCAAGGAAGAGUUGGAGAUCCUGGUACAAGAGAAAGAUAUCAAUUCAUUUCAAGUCUACAUGGCAUAUAAGGAUCUAUUCCAACUGACAGACAGUGAGCUUUAUGAGGCGUUUACUUUCUUGAAGGACCUGGGUGCUGUCAUUAUGCUCCAUGCAGAAAAUGGUGAAUUGAUUGCUGAGGAGCAAAAGCGAGUCCUGGCAAUGGGAAUUACAGGACCUGAAGGUCAUGUUUUAAGCAGGCCAGAAGAGCUGGAGGCAGAGGCUGUUUACCGUGCUAUCACUAUUGCCAAUCGGAUCAAUUGUCCCCUGUACAUCACCAAGGUGAUGAGUAAGAGUGCAGCGGAUGUGAUUGCUCAAGCCAGGAAAAAAGGAGCUGUAGUUUUUGGAGAGCCAAUCACUGCAAGCCUUGGGACAGAUGGAACACAUUAUUGGAGCAGAAAUUGGGCCAAGGCUGCGGCCUUUGUGGCAUCACCACCACUGAGUCCUGACCCCACAACACCUGACCACCUGAGUUCACUAUUAGCCUGUGGAGACCUGCAGGUUACGGGAAGUGGCCAUAGUACCUUUACCACUGCUCAGAAAGCCAUUGGAAAAGAUAACUUCUGCUUAAUUCCUGAAGGCACCAAUGGUAUUGAGGAAAGAAUGAGCAUUAUUUGGGAGAAAGCUGUGGCCACAGGUAAAAUGGAUGAGAAUCAAUUUGUCGCUGUCACCAGCACCAAUGCUGCCAAAGUUUUUAACUUGUAUCCAAGAAAGGGAAGGAUCGCUGUGGGAUCUGAUGCUGACAUUGUCAUUUGGGACCCAGACACUGUUAAAACAAUCUCUGCCAAGACACACCGCUCGGCUGUGGAGUACAAUAUUUUUGAGGGUAUGGAAUGCCGUGGUGCUCCGCUGGUGGUCAUUAGUCAAGGGAAUAUAGUCCUGGAAGAUGGGAACCUGUACGUAAAUCAGGGAACAGGUCGUUUCAUCCCCCGCAAACCAUUCCCGGAAUAUAUUUACCAGCGUAUUAAGAUCCGCAACAAGUCAACGGAAUUGCAUCCAGUAUCUCGAGGGAUGUAUGAUGGUCCUGUGUAUGAACUUCCAGUUACACCCAAGUAUGCCACCCCAGCUCCCUCCACCAAGACAUCCCCGACGAAGACACAUCCCCCACCGGUGCGGAACCUGCAUCAGUCUGGGUUUAGUCUUUCAGGUGCCCAGUUUGAUGACAACGUGCCACGUCGGUCUGGACAUCGUAUUGUCAAUCCGCCUGGUGGCCGCUCUAACAUCACCAGCUUAGGGUGACCAAGACUGGAAGGUGGAGCUGCUGGUGGCUGAUGCAGGCAGUUUAUCUACCGACAAGGUUAUUCGUGUUAUUAAAACCAGCUUACUCUGGUAUUUCAGCAAAAGAAAUGAAUCAAAGUGUGUGUCUGUAUGUGUGUGGGUGUGUGUUUGUCCUAUAGAAUGAGGUGAAUUAUGUGAUGUAUUUUUCAUUGGAGUUGGGCACCACAUGGUUGUGUUUUAUGCCACUUAGCAUGCUGCUUCCGAUAGCAUUGCCCUGGAUGGUACGGUUUAGAGAUGCUCUUUGUAAUUUAAUAAGGAUUAUUUGCACAUUUUAGCUGUAAUAGUAUGUUAGUGCAUGAUCCUAAGAGAUGCAAUUUCUGUUUUGUGUAAUGAAUGAUGAAAAACUCUUUUGAGAAAAACAUUGCCAAGACCUUAGACAGAAGUUUUAGCUAAAAUGGUGUGAAUUUAUGGCACAAUAUUUUGAACUGCCUUGAAAAGUAUAAUCAGGAAUAUGAAGACUGAGAAGUUUCUAUAAAUAUACAAAGCAUUGCUGUCUAAUUUGCUUCAGUAAUCUUCAGUCUUUCGUAGCAUAGACAUCGAUUGAAACACACACUUAAAAGAGAUAGUUAUAGUUACCUCACAGUGUUACUAGAGAGCAAAAUUGACAGAAAAACCUAAAUCAUUUUGGAGUUGAUGUAGUGAUUUUUGGCUUGUAAACAUGUUUCAUGCUUCUUUGGUUUUCUGUUAAAAUUUACCUUGUCAUUUUUCAUUGCUUCAGAACAACAAGCUUAAGAAUGCGAGUUUGAACAAAAUGAAAUUGAUUUGUUUUAUUUGACAUGUCAGUGCAAGAAAUGCCCCAAUGAAGGGUGGCAGCUUCUGGAUUUGAGCUACCUUUCUGUCUUACGUUACUGGGACAUCUUUUAAAAAAACUUUUUGAUACUGAUGCAUUCUUUGUAUUCAUAUACAUUUGUACUUAAUAUUUCAAACCGAAUACUAGUGGUGCGAAUCUACACUUGAGCCUAAAGGCUGGUAAUAAAUGAUGCCUCAAAGUUCCACACUUCUGAUUUUGGUCAUUGCUUUAUUAUCUAUCAGCACUUAGGAUUGUGGACAAUGGGGUUUCAUUUUUAGUACUAAUGUAAAUAGCUAGUUUACUUGCUUUUGUAUUCUGACAGAGUUACUCUUACUCCUUCAUGCUGGGAAGGCAAGAACUUAUUGUAAGUUAAGUUCUUUCCAAGUGAAUUGCCAGUCAAUGUAUACUGAGGUCCACAACCUUGAUGCAAAGCUGUGGGUUUAUCCCAUUAUUAGUAGAUGAUAGAAUCUUAAAUUUACAACUUAUUCAAAUGGUGCCAAGUUGGUUCUUCUCUAACUAUAGGACUUUCAGGUGUUGACCUUUUAAUGUAACUCCAGUACACUAUAACAGGCUAAUUAUAAUUUGAAAUUAAUGGUAUUCUGUAUUUUUUUAAUGUACAGUUAUGGUUCUCCAUUGCCAUAAAAUAUUGUCUGGAACUUGCAUUCACUUUGUACACACAGUGGUCAUUUUAUAGGUACCUACUGUACUUCCUAAAGUGGCUACUGAGUGUAUGUUUGUUCACGAGAAUGAUUCCAGGAUUGAAUGGCUUGUUAUAUGAAGAGUGUUUGAUGGCUCUGGGCCGUAUUCACUAGAAUUCAGAAAAAUGAGGGGUGACUUUAUUGAAACCUAUCAAAAGGUGAAAGGCCUUGAUAGAGUGGAUGUGGAGAGGAUGUUUCCUUUGGUGGGAGAGUCUAAGACCAGAGGACACAGUCUCAGAAUAGAGGGGCGUCCUUUAAGAAUGGAAAUGAGGAAUUUCUUUAGUCAGAGAGUGGUGAAUCUGUGGAAUUCUUUGCCACAGGCAGCUGUGGAUGCCAAGUCUUAAGCUAUAUUUAAGGCAGAAGUUGAUAGAUUCUUGAUUAGACAUGGCCUGAAAGGAUUUGGGGAGAAGGCAGGAGAUUGGGCUAAGAGGUAAAUUGGAUCAGCCAUGAUGAAAUGGUGAAGCAGACUCGAUGGGACAAAUUACCUAAUUCUGUUCCUAUAUCUUAUGGUCCCAUGGUCUAAGUUUCUAUAUGUUGUGCUUUAAGAGAUGCCUUUUGGCACACCACUGUUGUUAUGCAUGACUAUUUGAGUUACUGUUGCUUUCCUAUCAGCUUAAACCAAUCUGGCCAUUCUC
Messenger RNA from Mobula hypostoma (lesser devil ray), 4563 nucleotides. Its product is annotated as dihydropyrimidinase-related protein 1-like. The transcript has 14 exons. The record is from RefSeq and is a predicted model, not a curated record. NCBI's taxonomy places the organism in Eukaryota, Metazoa, Chordata, Chondrichthyes, Myliobatiformes, Myliobatidae. Gene Ontology annotation, molecular function: hydrolase activity, acting on carbon-nitrogen (but not peptide) bonds. Bases 350 to 2401 code for a protein of 683 amino acids. Gene Ontology annotation, cellular component: cytoplasm.